Molecule: messenger RNA, 843 nt
Organism: Solanum stenotomum
Lineage: Eukaryota; Viridiplantae; Streptophyta; Magnoliopsida; Solanales; Solanaceae
Product: histidine decarboxylase-like
Exons: 4
Biological process (GO): carboxylic acid metabolic process
Molecular function (GO): pyridoxal phosphate binding; carboxy-lyase activity
Source: RefSeq, a predicted model, not a curated record
CUAGAUUACAGAAUUAUUGACAUGUGGGAAAUUGAAAAGGACCAAUAUUGGGGCUAUGUUACCAAUGGUGGUACCGAAGGCAAUCUCCAUGGUAUUUUGUUAGGGAGAGAACUACUUCCGGAGGGAAUAUUAUAUGCAUCGAAAGACUCUCAUUACUCAGUCUUCAAAGCUGCAAGAAUGUACAGAAUGGAUUCAGAAACAAUCAACACAUCAGUAAAUGGAGAGAUGGAUUAUUCAAAUUUAAGAGCAAAGUUGCUUCAAAAUAAGGACAAACCAGCAAUUAUAAAUGUCACAAUUGGAACUACGUUCAAAGGAGCUAUUGAUGAUGUUGAUGUUAUUCUUGAAACACUCAAAGAUUGUGGCUAUUCACAAGAUAGGUUUUACAUCCAUUGUGAUGCUGCACUAUGUGGUCUUAUGACCCCUUUUAUUAACAAUAUGAUUAGUUUCAAGAAGCCAAUUGGAAGUGUCACAAUUUCUGGUCACAAGUUCUUGGGAUGCCCAAUGCCUUGUGGUGUCCAAAUAACAAGAAAAAGCUACAUCAAUAAUCUCUCAACAAAUGUGGAGUACAUUGCUUCUGUGGAUGCCACUAUUUCUGGUAGUCGUAACGGUUUAACUCCAAUUUUCUUAUGGUAUAGCUUGAGCGCAAAAGGUCAAAUUGGCCUGCAAAAGGAUGUUAAAAAAUGUCUUGACAAUGCCAAAUAUUUGAAAGAUCGUCUUCAACAAGAAGGAAUAAGUGUCAUGUUAAAUGAGCUUAGCAUCAUAGUUGUACUUGAAAGGCCUCGUGAUCAUGAAUUUGUCCGUCGAUGGCAACUUUCAUGUGUCAAAGAUAUGGCACAUGUUAUU